GACAAACCGACUGGUCUGCUGUGUACGUGUGAGACGCGACUUGUGCACUCCUCGCAGAGACGACGUUGCCAAAAGAAUACCCGCGAGCAAGACGUUUGCCGAGCAAAAGAAAGCACUGCGAGAAUGGAGAGCCCUCAUGAGCACCAGCAAAACCUGCUGUUGUCUCGAAUUAUCACUAAUGUGGAGAAACUCAAUGAGGCGAUAGUUGUGAUGAACAAGUCGCUUCAGGAGAUCAACAUUCAGAACAUGAAUGUCGAGCUCGUUGCGCAAAUGUUCAAGAAUUAUCAAUCCAAUGUUUUAUUUCACCUGGAAGCAACUGAAAAUCUAAAGGAGCCUUCAUAAAGAAAAGGCACUUUAAUUUGGCUAUUGGGCCAAGAGGGGUUUGGUUACUACCAUCAAUGUCCCUUGUCUACCGGUAUGAGCACUGAAGAAAAAAAACUGGCGGGACAGUCGGACGAUUCUACUACUGUCAAACACCUCAUUGAAGAAAUCGAGACAAGUAAUCUAGAAACCCUCAAAGCACCCUACCUAACCUCGGGAAAAAAACAAUGGGAAAAAAAGGAGGAACAAAAGCGAGAUACCGUAAAUAAGUCUCCAGACGCCAGUAUAUACAGUACAUGACUACAUGUAACAAGCUACCCUGCACGAAAUGGGUGGAGUAAUCAAAGACCAAGUGGGCCUCAUGAAUGGCAGGGGUCUGACCUCACCAACGAUGCUCCCGCGAAUUGAUCAACGAGAACGCGAUGCUUUCUUUUACUUUGAUUGGUACCUACCUUGCCUAGAGUUUAAACCACAAAGAACAUGCUGAUCGCAAGCUGAUCGCGGCAUUUUUAGAGAACCAUCC
Messenger RNA from Pyricularia oryzae 70-15, 844 nucleotides. RefSeq names its product DASH complex subunit dad4. Gene Ontology annotation, cellular component: mitotic spindle; DASH complex. The transcript has 4 exons. NCBI's taxonomy places the organism in Eukaryota, Fungi, Ascomycota, Sordariomycetes, Magnaporthales, Pyriculariaceae. The coding region runs from base 124 to 342 and encodes 72 amino acids. The record is from RefSeq and is a predicted model, not a curated record. Gene Ontology annotation, biological process: attachment of spindle microtubules to kinetochore.